Sesamum indicum (sesame) is the source of this 1940-nucleotide messenger RNA. RefSeq names its product Nucleotide-sugar transporter family protein. NCBI's taxonomy places the organism in Eukaryota, Viridiplantae, Streptophyta, Magnoliopsida, Lamiales, Pedaliaceae. The record is from RefSeq and is a predicted model, not a curated record.
UCAUUACUACUAUUUCUUAGCAAGAAUCAAGAAUCAGAAUUCAGCCCGGCACACUCUUUACACACAUACACACACACUAUGCUAUACAACUCUCUAUAGAUUAGUAUACCGACACUGACUGGCCCUACCCACGAGAAAUCUAAUGAUGUUUUAUUAAUGUCUAGGUCCCUCAUUCGCCAUCCAACAGCCCUCAGUUUGUCUGCCCCACAAAUCUGGAUCUCCACCCUCCAUUCAGAUCCAACCCCCUCAUACUCCCUAUCUUAUCCCACCACCACCCCCCCUAGAUCUCUGCUCAUUGCUCAAAACAUACACAUAACACUCCCUCCUGCCGAAAACACACACUAACACGAGCUACCUCACUCUCUAGAUCUGUGGGCAUUGCAAAAUAUACGCAGUAUAGUAUACACGGAGGAGUGUGGAAAGAUUACAUUUUUCUUUUCUUUUUGAGCUUGUGGGUAGUGUGUUGUGAUGGUGGAGGUACAGUCUUGGACGACAAGAAGGGGCAGCAACCCCCGUUUUGAGCCCAACAAUGACCAAGUCUUGGACAUUCCGGUGACCCCAACUGCUGAAAUCCGUCAGCAGCAGUAUGGUUCUUUGAUCUCUCCCAACUUUCUGACCGCGGCCAUUAUAGCAUCGUGGUAUUUCUCAAACAUUGGAGUGCUGCUGCUGAACAAGUAUUUGCUCAGCUUUUAUGGGUACAGAUACCCCAUUUUCUUGACAAUGUUGCACAUGCUGUCUUGUGCUGCUUAUAGUUUGUUCGCAAUAAAAUGGCUCGAGAUCGUGCCCUUCCAGCAAAUACAUAGCCGCAGGCAGUUUUUCAAGAUUCUUGCUUUGAGUAUCAUAUUCUGCUUCUCAGUUGUUUGUGGAAAUACUUCUUUGAGGUACCUCCCCGUUUCGUUCAACCAGGCUAUUGGGGCAACGACCCCCUUUUUCACUGCUAUUUUUGCGUUUGUAAUUACUUGUAAGAAGGAGUCUGCCGAGGUUUAUUUAGCACUUGUGCCGGUGGUUUUGGGCAUAGUUUUGGCUAGUAACAGCGAACCCCUGUUCCAUCUGUUUGGGUUCUUGAUGUGCAUUGGCUCAACUGCUGGCAGAGCAUUGAAAUCUGUGGUUCAGGGGUUGUUAUUAACUUCUGAAGGUGAGAAGUUGCACUCAAUGAAUCUUUUGUUGUACAUGGCUCCAAUGGCAGCCAUGAUAUUGCUGCCUUUUACUUUGUAUAUCGAAGGAAACGUGUUGGCAGUCACCUUGGAGAAGGGCAGGGGAGAUGGAUUUAUGGUGUUUCUAUUGAUUGCCAAUGCCACGGUCGCGUACUUGGUUAAUUUGACUAAUUUUUUGGUCACAAAGCAUACGAGUGCAUUGACGUUGCAAGUGUUGGGGAACGCUAAGGCUGCAGUGGCUGCCGUUGUGUCGGUAUUGAUAUUUAGGAACCCGGUGACGGUGAUGGGGAUGAUGGGGUUCGCCAUCACGAUAAUGGGAGUGGUUCUUUACAGCGAGGCCAAGAAGAGAUCCAAAGCUACAGCUCAUUGACAGCAAAUUCUUGAUUGAUACCUAUGAGGCCGGACACACAAUUAUAUCGGUAUGACCCUUUCUUGUGCCUUCAAUUUAGAAGUUAAUUGUGGGAUCAAAAGGUUAAGAUAUUGUACAGGAAAGACGGGAUGGGGCAAAAGGAUUCCGCGUUAAUGCUGCUUUCUCUUUUUGCUUUGCUUUUGUAUAAUUGUUCUGAAUAGGGGUUGGUUAAGAGAAUAAAGUUGUCUCUUUUACUUUCCCCUUGCUGUCAUUUUAUACGUUUUUGCACGAAAUUAGAACUCGCAUAAAGACAUGAUUCUUUGGAAAUUGUUGUUGUAAUUUGUGGAGGUAAAAGUUGCCCCCCACAUCAUUGUCAAACAUAUCUUCUGUUACCUGGUUCGAUGCAAUCCUGAAUCAGUUCUUCUCUGUUUGCAUUC